Molecule: messenger RNA, 3333 nt
Organism: Pundamilia nyererei
Lineage: Eukaryota; Metazoa; Chordata; Actinopteri; Cichliformes; Cichlidae
Gene: lrsam1
Product: leucine rich repeat and sterile alpha motif containing 1
Exons: 25
Coding region: 433-2646 (737 amino acids)
Cellular component (GO): cytoplasm
Molecular function (GO): protein binding
Source: RefSeq, a predicted model, not a curated record
UAGGGGGCGACAGGCUCCUGCUAUCACGCUGGAGCCGGUAACGGGGCGGAGAAGAAGAAAAAUGCAGUUAACUGUUUGUUUUGAUUGCAUUAAUCAGCUCGUGUAGGUUAGCAGCAGUCAGCCUCAUUCGAUCUGAGUGGAAAUAUUACCGUAUGGCUUUCUUUUUAUGAGCUACGAGGGUAAAGUGGGGAGGAGUUCAGAUUUAAAUAGUUAAAAUCGACUAACUGGACCAGCUACUUCACAUGUUAGCGAACAUCGGAGCUUCCUUUAAACAUUUUUAUCCUGAGAACAGCGAAGAAUAGGAGAGACUGUAAUAAUCACACGAGUGCAGGUGGUGUGGUCAGGGUUUUCCAACCUGUCCGUCAGACCUCCGUGUGACUCUUGUUUGAGUGGAGGGGGAGGGAACAGGAAGGGAAAACACCCGGGGUCAGGAUGCCUCUAUUCUUCAGGAAGAGGAAGCCCAACGAGGACUGCCAGAAGAGACUCGAGUAUCAGCUGUGCCGGUCUAAGGAAGCUGGUGCUGAUGACAUCCUGGACAUCUCAGCCUGUGGGCUGUCAGAGGCCCCCUCGAGUGCCUUUUCCAUCAGCAAAGUGCUUCAUAAGAAGGUACUUAUCCUCCACAACAACGAGCUGCGGCAUCUGGUGCCCAAAGGCAUUGACAUCAGCACCCUCAUUACAUUAAAGGUUUUAGACCUGCAUGAGAACAAACUCACCUCUCUGCCAGAGGACAUCGGGAAACUGACGGCGCUGCAGAUCCUGAAUGUGGAGAAGAACCGUUUGAAGGCCCUGCCAGAUUCCAUCGGGAACCUGUGCCUCCUGCAGACUCUUAAUUUAAAGGGAAACUGCCUCACUGAGCUGCCGUCCUCUGUUGGUUCUCUGAGCAGCCUGCGGACACUCGAUGUGAGUGACAACAACAUUGUGACGCUUCCCAAAGCGCUGGCCUACAUCCGCACCUUAGAGAGUUUUAGCCUUGAUGCUGCCAUGAUGUCCUUCCCACCUUCGUCUGUGUGCACAGAGGGAACAGAGAGCAUCCAACGCUUCCUGUGCACGGAGCUGGGAGAGGAGUACUGCCCACCCUCUCAGUACCUCCUGCCGGUGCUGGAGAGCGACGGCAGCAGGCAGAGCUCCGACUGCCUGGAUGGGUUGGAUGAGGCCUGGCAGAACAAAUUUAGUGACUACGAGAAGAGAAAGGAGCAGAAGCAGCAGGAGAAGUUGGCCUUCGAGAAGCACCUGGAGGAGAAGCAAAGGGAGCAUACCCAGCUUGUAAUGAUGAAAAACUCCAACAAGGAGAACAUCCUCAACUCAGUCCGACAGGAGCAGGAGAGGGUGGAGCAGGGCGUCAGCAAGCAGCAGAGAGCUCAGGAGGCUGAGAGGCAACUGGUGCUGGAGAAAGUCAGACAAGCUGAAGACAACAUCAGCAGUCGCAUCAGCAGCCUGCUGAUGGACAACAACAGGCAGAAAAAGAGUGCAGAGUUCCUCCAAGCCAUGGAGGAGGAUCGGAUCCGUAUGGAACAUCUGACCACCAUCACGCAGGAAGAAGCUAACUCACUGAGGAAGAAGGAGGUGGCAGCGGCCAUGCAGAAGAUGCUGUCUGACAGCUGCGCCAUGAGCCUCCUCCAGGAGGCCAGUGACUACCGCAGACAGAGCCUGGUCACUGAGGCCUGCAGGAGUUUAGAGAAUUUAGACAGGAAGUUUGACAAGAUGCUGUGCCUCCAAGUUCUGGACAAGUCCAAAGCUAUCGCCCAGAUCUUACAGGAGGAGGAGAUGCAGAAGGCAGCAUUCCAGGCGCUGCAGCUCCAAAAAGACGCCGUUCAUGGGUACAUCCGUAACCAGAUCCAUCUCAUAGAGGGUGAGUUAAUGCAGCUGACUAAACUGGAGAUUAAAAGACGCAAUCUGGAUGCUGAGAACCUGCAGGAAGUUCUGGUGGAGCAGCGCACGGCGCUCAGCGACAUGUUGCAGCAGCUGCUGAAGCAGAGAGACCAGCGAGAGCAGGAGCUGCUGCAGGUUCUGGCUGAGAUGGAGCUGAAGUCUGAGUCCAACCAGCAGAACUACUGGAUGAUCCAGUACCAGAGGCUGCUGGACGCUAAGCCGCUGUCACUCCGCAUGCAGGAAGCGGGUGUGGAGAAGGAGCUGGUGAACUUGCUGUGCAAACUGUCCGCUCAGCACUACCUGCCCAUUCUGGCUCAUCAUCGAGUGACGACCGAGGCGCUUCACCACAUGAGCUCCUCCGACCUCAAGAAGUUGGGCAUCAGUGAAGCAGGAAUCCAGAAAGCUCUUCUGAACUGGGCCCGGGAACGCCAGCCUCAAGGACCUUGUAAAGUCACCAAGCAGGAGGCGGAAGUGGAAGUCACCCCCUCUGCGCCAUCUCCUUCCCCGCCUCCGUUCUUUCCCAGCACCUCAAACAUCCAAAUGCCCAGCCCACCACUCACCCCGGGGACCCCGGGGACCCCCGUCACCCCGUCAGCACCUACCCCCGUGGAAGGGCCGGGAAGCUCAGACUGUGUGGUCUGCAUGGAGACCGGGUCUCAGGUGAUCUUCCUGCCGUGUGGUCAUGUGUGCUGCUGUCAGGUGUGUAGCGAUGCCCUGCAGAACUGCCCUCUGUGCCGGGCCAACAUAUCCCAGCGCAUACGCCUCUACCACAACUAGACCCUCUUCCCUCACCAACUGUCACUUUCAGCUAUUUAUGCAUGACGAUGAAGCUGCUGCUGUGUCGUGUCGAAAAGCUUUUCGUGGGUUUUUAAAGCGCUGAGCCACUUUUCCUGUAAUCACCAAACUGUAUUCUGUGAAGGACAUUCUCAGAUCUUUUUAACGUGUUUCCAGUCGUCUCUGGUGGAUUUAUUUGUGUCUGUUCUGUUUAAGUUGUGUAAUUUUUAUUUUAUGUGAUAUAUAAAGAGCCGAGUGGAUGACACCACUCACUGACUGUUCACUGCCUUCAUGACUGAUGCGUGCCUUUUUCUAUGAUUUUUUUUUUAUUUUUAUUUUAAAUUCUAGUGUAGUAACCAAAGCUUAACGUUUAAAUAACUCAGUAUAGUCUGGUGAUCCUUAAAGAUUUCUGUCCUCAUUGCUCAUCGUUUCCAUCUCUGAUUCGGCCUCUUACUGCUGCUUUUCCUUUCGUCCAUCUGUUUCACCUGUACCAUGUAACAAAUGUCACCUGUCUGUGUGUAGCAUCACUAAUGCUGGUGUAUUUUACCAAGUGCUCUUAACCUCUCGCAUGCUUCAGUAAAGUCUCUCCUUUAAAAACUCCACAUGAGUUUGUUCAGUGUCAGAGAUUCCACCUCAGCGCCAAUGUGAUGAUAUCGUCAGACUGUAUGAAUAUAAAAUCCAUACGUGUCA